ACGACCUGGAGGAUGGUCUGUGUACAUCACUCAGACCGCUGCUCUCAUUCUCAAGUUUUCCUAUUAUAUCUCAUCAAUUUAUCCACCCUGACGGUGCUAUAUUUUAUACCAGACUUGUGAGGGUUGAGGCUGGUGGAUCCUCCCUUCUGGUGGCGGGUCAUAAUAUACAGUCAACAUGGAGUCUCAGAGCACAUUGGCUGAAGCAGAUUCGACAUCAAUCAUCCCAACCCUAGAAUCUCUUUCAAAUGUGGUUCAUACCUUCAGUUCGACCCAUUCUCUCUCUGCUUCAUCAUCUCCUACUCAGUCUCCACUCACUGUGAUUACAUCAUCAGGUUCAAUAACAGUUUGGUCCCAGUCACAGUCUUCCUCGACAGAUUGCCCUCAUCCACAGUCUCCAACAUCAGAGUAUCUUCAGUCAAGCUCUCCCCCAGCAGAAUCUUUGCUGUUGUCACCCUCACAGUCAUCUGUUUGGAAUCCAUCAUCUGAGUCAUCAGUCUUAACAUCACAGUCUACAACCAACACAUCCAUCUCAAAUUCGUCUUUAGGGACUCAGCCUAUAACUGUAUUGUCAUCCACAGCUACACCUUCCUCUCAUUCCUCAUCACAUUUGCCCCUCUCUCACCCAUCAGUAGUCAUUCCAUCCACAUUGUCAUCCACGGAGUCAUCAUUAUCACAGUCCCCGCCUAAUGAGUUGCAAACUUCACAUUCACAGUCUACCUCUGUAGCAGCUUAUGACCCAGCACAGCAGUUAUCACAGUUUCAAGUAGCUCUCUCAGCAAUAUCCACUGUAUUAUCUCCACUCUCCCCACCCUUAGUGUUACCCAACCCACAGUCACCCCCUGCUGUAUCAUUAGACCAAGAAUCCUUCUACCUGCCUAGCACUUCUUCAGGAAGUUGGCGUUAUGACCCACUAGCUUCUCCAGAUUGGGAUCGUGCAGGACCACCUGGAAAUCUUUGUGCUGGUCGUGUGAAGAAAGACCUCAGUAGUAUCUUCACUGAGCCUUUACCAGGAAUAUUUGCUGCCCCUGAGGAAGACAACUUAUUCAAGGUCCACUGCCUUAUAAUUGGGCCUUUUGACACACCGUAUGAGGGUGGAUUCUUCCAUUUCCUCAUCCGAUUUGGCCCACAGUACCCGCUUCAUCCACCCAGAGUACGAUUAUUAACAACUGGAGGAGAUUCAGUUAGAUUCAAUCCAAACUUGUAUAAAAAUGGCAAAGUUUGCCUUAGUAUUUUGGGUACUUGGUCGGGUCCAGCGUGGAGUCCGGCAUCGAAUCUUUCGAGCGUGUUGUUAUCUCUGCAGUCUCUCAUGAAUGAACGCCCAUACCACAACGAACCUGGCUAUGAAGAGGAGCAUAACAUUGGAGACAGUGAACGUUAUAAUGCCAUUAUCAUGCAUGAGUCCAUCAGGGUUGCUGUCAUACAACAGCUGGAGGGCAACACUACUGCUCCUCCAGACCUGCUCAAUGUUAUGCAGGCUUCAUUCAUGGAGUAUUAUGACCAUUAUGUUGAAAUAUGUGAAAAGAAUAAGCACAGAGAUGGUCAGACAAUGGAUGAUCCUUUUGGAGAAAGACGAGGUCGUUUUCAGUAUGGUACGUUGCUAAAGCACCUGAAGAAGUUAAAAAUGAAGCUGAAGGCAAAUGGCAUCCCAGAAGUGCCAGAAGUGCCUAUUUCAGCUGAAAAUGAUGAUGUCUCGAGUAUAUCUGAAAGUGAAGAAGGUUCGCCAGCUAGUGAAGGAGAAGAGUAAAGCAGUCAAAAAAGAUUUCUUUCUCUUUUUUUUGUGAACAAGGUAAAUGACUUAGUGUUUUGUUAAAACUUUAUUUACACAUCACAAUUAUUUUUAAAUUGGUUCGUGUUACAAAAGUUUUGUCUCAUCGAUGUCGUUCAUAAUAUUCUUUUAUGAGAUAAAUAUCCUUUUAUCUCAAAAGUUAGCCAUAAUGAAAUGCUUAUAAGUGAAAAAAUGGUGAAAAUUAAGUGUUUUGGGUUUAUUUUCUAUAUUUUAAAUGAAAAAAAAUGUAUACAAAGACAUGUGAAACACAGGUUUUCUAAGUGUGAUGCAACUUGGUCUUGACAGAGCCAGUCAGAAUUAAUGGAGCAUACAGUAGUCAUGCUUUAUCUGUAAGUUGGUUAACUUCAAAGUAAUCACCUGCCAGUCCACUGCUUGCAAUAUUGUGUAUGUUAGUAACUAUGUAUAUUGCCAGCCAGCCCACUGCCUUACAGCGUGUGAUGAUAGCUCGUAUUAUCACUAUAAAUUUUAGAUUAUUCUUUGUUGCAGUACUGUUACAUCAGCAACCUAAGGAAAAGAAUUUUAAGUAAAUCUCAAUUGUAAUAAAAUGGUUCUCCACAUGUAUGCCAUCACCCAUUAUCAUGGGUUGAGAUCCUGCCAGGAGACUAAAUGUAACAGUUUGAGUACUUCAAAGUCAGUGCUUUGAUGCUAGCAAUGGGUUCUUGAUUUAAGAAACUGGAGCUGCCCUCUCCUUUUUGUCAAACCUGAUUGCCUUCCGUUCUGCAGGUGCUGUAUGACCCCUAUGGGUUGAGUGCUUUCCCAUAAUAUAAAAAUAAUUCAAACAACAUGCUUAGUUGCACCUAGGUAACUUACAGGCUCAUAAGUUUUGCUCCACAAUUCAAGGAUUUUCAGUACAUAAUGUUACUCUUUGUAUUUAGUGCACCAUGGUGCCAGACUAACUGGAUGCUCCUUAGAGAGAGAAUUUUUGAUAUGAAUGUUUAUAUAUAAUGUCCUGUGAAGGAAAAUGUUUGGUACUGUAUAUUUUCAUGCCCCCAGGAGCAAUGUCACACAGGAUAUUCACAUUCAGUCAAUGUUUUCAAGUAAUUAUUCCUUACAUUAUUGCCUUUUUUACAAUUAUGUUCAUGUCAUUGGAAGGAUGUUUCUAUGUCCUAAGUAAUUUUUUGUACUAUUCCUGAUUCUUCUUUUAUGUAUUUUUAGGUUAAAUCAUUUCAAUUUCUCAUGCAGAGAGCAAGAGGGUAAAUGCAUAAUUAUGAAUAAUUUGACAUCAUACUUAUAAAUACCUUUGAUGUUGCUGACUCAGAGAAACAAAUGUUUGUGUUGAUUUGGUUAUCAGCUGCCAACUGCUUGUUUCAUUUGUCUUUAUAUGUUAUUAUACACAUAUACUGUAGGUUAUUGUGAAGAAAUACAAUUUUGUUUAAUUUAAUAAAAUUUUGUAUUAAUAUUUUUUAAGUAGAGGACUGCAGUCUAAUUACAUAUUAUCAAUUUUAUAAAAUAGUAUAAUCUCCAGUGCUUCACAUUAAGAUAUAAACGGAUAGCCUGAAUGUAUGAGACUGAAACUAAUGAUGACAUUUCAGUUUGACUUGGACCUCUUAACUGGUCACACACAGAAAUGCAAGAGGAAAUGAGCUAGACUAUAUAUAUAAGAGAGGGGGGCAAGGGAUUAGAAUGAUAAUAGUAGAACUCCUAUCCCUUGCCCCCAGUUCAUAUAUAUUCUGACUUCCUUCCCUUCAUGUUUAUCAGUGUUACUAUCAGUGGUCCGAGUCAGAUCAAAGCGUUGACUUAAGUUUGUCUCCUACAUGUGGGUUAAUUUGCGUACUGUUCCAGUUAUGGUAUUCUGUCUUUUUACUCAUUAAAUACAUAAUCAUAUUUCAUAGUCUCAUAUGAUACAAGGCACUGCAGUCUUUAAGUAAAUUUAAUAACUGUUGCUUUCAAAACAUUGCAAAAUACUGUAUGGCCCAUAUUGUUUCUACAAAAGAUACUAAUCAUGUCUCUUGGAUUCACUUUAUUUAUAAAUAUGAAAUCUGUAUAAAUGAUUAAUUAUAUAUGCAUUAUACUGAGGAUGUUAAAACAAUUUUGCUAGGAAAAGGCAGUCAGCUUAUCACUGUUUAUCAUUUCUUAAUAUGAUAUACUUAUUACAGGUUUCCCUUCACUUUAUGUAGAUUUGCUGGAUGCAAAUUCACUUUAAUGGGAUAUCCUAUUGCUAUAGGUAAUUCUGUAUAUGCAAUAUGCACUUGCCAUGUGUGAUCAGUGUGGUUUGCAAAGUGUAUUGAUGAGUUUUAUUUUGUAAAAUUAAGUGUUUGACCUUACUGAUUAAUGUAACUGUCAUGUCUGAUACUCUUCUGCAGUAUAACAUGAGGGACACUGUACUUGCUGUAUGUAUGACACAGAUUCUCUGUUCAAAGUCAAGAUGGAUUGCUAAUAUCUCUCAUGUACUAGACUGAAUAACUAAAGCAACCUGGGGUUUCUGGGAAGUACUGCAUUUAUAUUGCUAUUUUGUGCAAGCUCACCUUAGUUUGAUACCAACAGUGACGACAGCUUUGCUGCCCCGCAAGUUAUUACCCUUUUGGAAUUUCCAUUUGGUUAUAAUAGCUACAGGAGUAGAGCUCACGUAAUUCUUUAAAGUUUCUAGUGGUUAUAUUAUGCCUUAAGUCCUUGACUUAUUAUGUUGUUAUUAUGAGUCAGGGUGGCCCAAAAAGAAAAACAAAAGUUUCUCUUUUUAAUUUCAGUAAUGUAUACAGGAGAAGGGGUUACUAGCCCCUUGCUCCUGUAUAAUGUUAAUAUGUUCUUGAAAUUGUUCAUAAAUCAGUUAUUUUGAACCUGAAACCUGUUUUCCUAUAAACACAAUAUCAGAGAUGCAUUCCUGAGCCAUAUUCCAUAUCUAACUUCCUCUUUCUUUAACCAAGAAUAUUUACCCAAGAUUUACAGUACAGUGGUCCCUUGAGUUACAAUAAUUUUGAGUUACAAUUUGCCCUCAAAGGAAUUUAGUUUUGAGUUGCGACGAAAAAUUUGAGGUAUGGUAUGCAUAUAAUGGUAUGACUGUUGUAGGCUGCAUCCUUGGGAACAAGAUUAACUUCAGUUUCUGUAUACAGUAGUAUGCCAAUGAUAUCAGUAAAGUCUGUAAUAGUUGUAUCAUGUACUUGUAGAAAUAUUCUUCUUUCAACAAACCGGCCGUAUCCCACCAAGGCAGGGUGACCCAAAAAGAAAAACUGAAGUUUCUCUUCUUAACUUUAAUGAUGUAUGCAGGAAAAGGGGUUACUAGCCCCUUGCUCCUGGCAUGUUAAUCACCUCUUACAACACACAUGGCUUACAGAGGAAGAAUUCUGUUCCACUUUCGUAUGGAGAUAAGAGGAAAUAAGGACAAAAACUUGUAGGAAAAUAGAAGAAAACCCAGAGGGGUGUGUAUUUAUAUGCCUCGGUGGGAGACGGCCGACUUGUUGAAAAAAAAAAAAAAAAAAAAAAAAUAUGCAAGUGCAGUGUAACCUAAGUGUAAGUAGAAGUAACAAGACAUACCUGAAAUCUUGCAUGUUUAUGAGACAGAAAAAAAGACACCAGCAAUCCUACCAUCAUGUACAAAUAAUUAAAGGUUUCCAUUUACAUUCACUUGGCAGGACAGUAGUACCUCCCUGGGCGUUUGCUGUCUAUCAACCUACUACCUACAGAAAUUAUUCUUUCUUUCAACACACCGGCCAUAUCCCACCAAGGCAGGGUGGCCCAAAAAGAAAAACGAAAGUUUCUCUUUUUAAAUUUUGUAAUUUAUACAGGAGAAGGAGUUACUAGGCCCUUGCUCUCGGCAUUUUAGUCGCCUCUUACAACACGUAUGGCUUACGGAGGAAGAAUUCUGUUCCACUUCCCCAUGGAGAUAAGAGGAAAUCAACAAGAACAAGAACUAGAAAGAAAAUAGAAGAAAACCCAGAGGGGUGUGUAUAUAUAUAUGCUUGUACAUGUAUGUGUAGUGUGACCUAAGUGUAAGUAGAAGUAGCAAGACGUACCUGAAAUCUUGCAUGUUUAAGAGACAGAAAAAAGACACCAGCAAUCUUACCAUUAUGUAAAACAAUUACAGGAUUCUGUUUUACACUCAUUUGGCAGGACGGUAGUACCUCCCUGGGUGGUUGCUGUCUACCAACCUACUACCUAAUUAUUAUUAUUAUUAUUAUUGUUAUUACUGUAUUAUUAUUAUUGUUUUAUUAUUAUUAUUAUUAUUAUUAUUAUUAUUAUUAUUAUUAUGAUCAGCAUGUGUGAGUAUACGUUAGCCAACCAGUAAUGUGGUAGCUUGCCUCUUAGACAGCAUGUGCACCAAUGGGAAUGGGGGUCUAGGAGGGUGGCUUAGCAGCCAGUCAGCAACAGUGCUGAAUGUCCCUGCCAAUAGCAAAGUUUGUAUUACAGUUCAUUGUUUAUUCUUCACUUUUAACCCUUUCAGGGUUUCGGCCGUACUAGUACGGCUUACGCACCAGGGUUUUUGACGUACAGUGGACCCCUGCAUAGCGACCUUAAUCCGUGCAAGAGGGCUGGCUGUUAUGCGAAAUGUUCGCUAUGUGAAUGAAUUUUCCCCAUAAGAAAUAAUGGAAAUCAAAUUAAUCCGUGCAAGACACCCAAAAGUUUGAAAAAAAAAAUUUUACCACAUGAAAUAUACAUUUUCCUACACACAAAGAGAAGGAUACAUGCACAAUAGUAGAG
Messenger RNA from Cherax quadricarinatus, 6418 nucleotides. Its product is annotated as ubiquitin-conjugating enzyme E2 Z. The record is from RefSeq and is a predicted model, not a curated record. Lineage: Eukaryota; Metazoa; Arthropoda; Malacostraca; Decapoda; Parastacidae.